AACUUACUUGAAACAUCGAACAAGUUGUUCUGUCCAACGAGAUUGGGGACGUCCGCCACUGCCACACCACUUUCUACCAUCAUGUGAGUCCUUUUAAAAUUAUUAAUUUCUUAAUUUCUUUCUUUUCAUACGUAUUACGAAAUAAAUAAUUGAUAAUUUGAUUGAAAUUUAUUAAAAUAGGAUUUUCAUAAUAUUUUCCAUCCACUAAAUAAUUCUUUUUUUUUUUUUUUGAACAGAUCAUCAUCAAUUUAUCGUAAUAUUUUAAUAUUUUUGAUUGAACGUACUUAUACUUAUAAUUUUUUUCUUUAGUUUAAUCUAAUAUUCCUAUGAGUCAUCAUGAGCGAUAACGAAGAAUUGAAUUAAAAAAGCGAAGAUUUCGAAAAAUCGAAUACAUUGAUUUUUGAUAAAGCCUCUAUCCAAUAUCUUUUUUCAGCAAUAAUAAUGCCAAUUAAAUUUGCAGCAUUCCGGAAUUUAAGAUAAAAUGAAUAUUUUUACAAUCCAUUGAUUUAAUUUUUAAUUCAAAGCUUAUUAUAAGCUAAUUAUAAGCUUAGAGAGGUUAAUAAUAAUUUUUUAAAAAUAUUUUUCAUGUAUAUUCAGAUAAAAUAAUGCUCUAUGUGUGAAAACCUCGUGAAAACGAUUAUGACCUUUAUAAUAUUACGAUAUCAACUCGAUGAAUAUGUACCAUUUACAUUACAAAUAGGAAUAAUUUACACAUUAUUAGCAUCAGUUUAUUUUUUACAAUGUUUAAAUUCAGAAUUUUCUACACGGAUAUAUUAAUUUCUUAUGGAAUAUUUUUGCUCAACAGUAAUAAACACCGAACGUUUAAGAAGAACUCUGUUUCGACUUAGGUACGUCAAGGAGAACACGCAGACUUUAUCUCAUUAAUUUGUAUUCCGCGAUAAAUGGAUCACGUUGCAUAUCGUGUCAUAAUGUAUGCAAAUUCGUUGCAUAAUACGAGCGAUGUAAUGUUCCAACGCCAUUUUCUAUAACUCACCAGGCAAUUUAUUUUAUCGAUCUGAAAUAUAUAUUUUAAAAUUUUCUUUUUAAUAGAAAACGGGAGGGGGGGAGAAAUUUUCCACGUUAAUAAUAUAAAAAAUUAACAAUGGAGAACAGAAUGUAAGAAACAAUUCAUCUUUAAAAUUUUACAACGAAGCAAUAAAAAAUUUAUUCUCUUCCAAGAAACUCAAUAAUAAGAUUUAAGUAUCUAAAUAUCGUGUAAUAUUUACAUAAAUUUACAUAUCUAUAUUUAAAUGUCCAUAAUAAUUUUAAUUGAACAUUGUCGAUUACUCGUUCACGGAUAAUUGCAUGAUUGAUUAAAAACGAUUCGAAUCGAAAAAGUAGAUCCGUAUGAAUUUUCUUUUUCUUUUUUUUUUUUUUUUUCCCUUAGAAAUCUUCGAAACGAAGUCACGGAUUGUCGUGUUUAUUGUAUCAUUCCAAUUAUCGUGGGCGACAUUAACGUAUCGCACGUGAGAUUGUCGCCUUGAAACUCACGAAAGUGAAAGGAUUUCUGAUUUUAUCUUUCACGGGUAAAUGCGAUUCAGGGGUUAAAAGUGCAUUAUCAUUACACACUCACUUUUAACUAUUAACAGUUCAUUCUUUCCUCCUCCAUUCUCCAGAGAUUCUAAUCAAUCAAUGCUCGAAUCAAUCGAAUUUAGAAAAAGAAAUAUUUUUCAAUUCAAUUUAGAAAAUUUAUUUGAUUAAUUCCCUUUUUUUAUCUUCUUAAGAAAAUGUCACGCUCGUCUCUCUGUAUUAUUUCAAUAAUUACUUGUGUAUUAACGAAGAUAAGACACUAAUUAAAUGAAGUUAAUCGAAUUGAAAUUAUCAUGCAUUAUUAUGAACAUUCGAAGCGAGGGAACAUAAGGACAGUCUGAGUUAUUAUUGAAGCGGAUGUAAUAAAUAGGUAAAAAGGUAAAAAAUUAAUUAUAUAUUGUAUAUAACUUUCUCUCGAUAUAAGGUAGAAAGUUUAAUGCAUUUCUGGUAGAUCGUACUUGACGAAGAAUGAAUGCUUCUUAUUGCUUUGUGCCAGAUAUUCGGUUAAUAGAGCAAGACCGAUGAUUGCAAUGAAUUGUACGCUCGAUUUGUUGAAACAUCUCUGUUCGAGGUUAUUAUAUCACAAUGCACACGAUACAUAAAAAAAAAAAAUGAGGGGAAGCAAAAUUUAAUCCAAUUUUUACCUCGAUAAAAAUUAUUCGGAAAAAUAGAAAUUAUGAAAUUCAAUUCGAUUAGAAAAUUGAACGAUUGAAGAAGAGUCGAGAGAAAAUUGAGAGAAGUAGAAUCGAAGUAGAAUGAUUUUAUAGUGAAAAAAAAAAACUCCAUUCAGCAUCCAUCGAAUUCUCAUGAUUUCACUUGGAAUAAUAUCUGGUGCAAGGCAGAAAGUAACUGAUUUCACCAAUGAACAGAGAUAACCGAAACCGGUACGCCCGAAAACGAAAGUAGUCCGGGAUAAAGGAAAGAUCUGUGUGUGUAAAUAAGAAAGAAAAAUGAAAAAGAUGAAAAAGGUGAAGCGAAUGGAGAGGUAGCCGCGAGCAGUGAAAGUCCGUAAACCGGGUUGAACUUUGCCAAGAAUGGUCAGGCUUGUGAUUUAAAACGUGAUUCAAAUGAGAGAAGAAAAAAAAGAGGGAGAGGGGGAAGAAAAAAUAAGCGAGAUGAAAUUAAAAAUGAUUCGAGCUACGUACUUUAUUUCUUACGUAAGAAAAUAAAACGAAGAUUUAUUUUUCUACUGCGUUUGAUAAUCACUUUUCUUUUAUUCUUCCGUAUCAACAUACUUUUUAACAUUAUUCCCAAUAGAUAUGAAAAAUAUUUCCAUAUUUUCUAACGAUACAUUUUUUUUUUAUCAGAAUCUAUAUACCGUUUACACAGUUGUUAAAUUUUUGUGGUAAAAAUGAUUGAAUUGAUUGAUAAUUGUAUAACCGGAUACUUAAUCAUGCAAACCGUCAUGUUUCAUUAAAUUAAAUCGAUCCACGUAUUUUCUCAAUAAUAUCGUGUUCCAAUGUAAUCAAUGUUACAAAAAUAAGAUUUAACGAGGAGAGCCGACAACUUAUGAGUCAUCGAUAAUUAUCAUUUGUAAUUCCACCGAGUGGUGGUGUGCAUGAAAACGUGAAAAAGAUUGCCAUUCCUUCGCGAACGUGUUCACGCGACGCUUGAGAAAUUUAAACGAUAACAAAAUGGUGGUGUGGCUGGUGUUGAUAGCAACAUCAUCUAUCUAUCUGGCGGAGGCGGCUAUACCGGACCCACCAAAUUCCAAAUUCUCGACUGUCAACCCGUUGAAACUGUCCACUGCGGUGGACUGCACCGGAAUUAUUGCUUUUUCGGCGACCCGUGCCUCUGUCGAUCAUGCCAAAGCCGUAUUCGCCGAGACACUGGUCGACAAAGGUGUGGGUUACGUACCUCAAACAGGAAUUUUCAUCACCAACUGUCCAGGCCUGUAUCAAUUCAGCUUUGCCGGAUAUGGAAGCACCGAUCUACGAUUAACUUUGAAAAAGAAACAAAACAAUUCUGACAGCUGGAGACCUGUGGUUGGCACUGGUGCAGGAGGUGGUGCUAAUUUGAUUUUGCUGGACGUCGAUGUUGGAGAUCAGCUAGCUGUCUUCGUCGAUAGUGGAAAAAUAUCAGACGGCGUCACAUUCUCUGGAUACAGAAUUGCUAAAACAUAAUCUACCAAUUCGUAUAAUUGAACCACGAUGAGACAACAAUCGCUUUUUUUUAAUAAGCAAAUAUCGAAAAUUAUUUAGAAUAUUUACUACUCGUGCAAAUCUAAAUUGGACUUAAUUUCGAAUCGAUAAUGUGAAACUGUUCUUUUUUCUUCUUUUUUUGAAAUAAUUUCUUCAGCAGUUAAUCAUUUGCUCAUUAAUUUUUAUUAUAAAUUGAGUUAUUUUUUUAAAUUGCUGAUAUCUAUGGAAGAAUUUGAAAUCGAUCUGAUAUUAGAAAAUACAAAAUUGAGUAGUAGUCUUUGAUGGAUGAAUUGAAAGUGAAAAUUUGAAUUCGUUAUUGAAUUUCUUCAAUGAAUAUUUUUGGAUUGGAUUUAAUCGUGAUUCUAAAUGAGAAACAUUCGAUCAGAGCGAUUUUAAUCUCCUCCACGAAUUUAACGCUCUGUGAUAGCUCCCUUUCUAUCGUUUUAUUUUCCAUGUGUCUCGCAAUUUCUUUGAUCAUCUGUCAAAAUAAUAUUAUCAUGGAUUACUGAAAUUGUGAGACAAAUGAAUUUUUUAUAUAUUGCCUUCUUGUUUUUCUUUCUUUCCUUUCUAUUCAUUGUUUUGUUUUUAUUUUACCUACCAGUACAAUUCUUUUUAUCAAAUUUCAUUCAUUUGUUCUUCUUUUUAUAUUUUUUUUUCUUCUUCUGUAAAAAUGAUGUUUCUUCUACUAGUACUAUAUCACUUUUCUUCUUUCUUCAUUUUUCUUCAAUUAUUAUUAAAAUUCUACUUUUUAUCUUUCUAUUUCUUCGAAUCCUGAAUUUUCUUCUUUAUUUUUUAAAUUAUUCUUCUACUUAGUCUCCUCAAAUACCUCUGUCAGUAUUACUACAUCAAAAUUAAUCUUGCUACAAAUAAUUUUCCAUUUAUUUUUCUCUAUUUCAAAUCUAUACUCGCUUUAUUUAUCUCUUUUCCUAUAUAUUUUACUUUCUCUUGUUACAACUACUAUAUUACUAUAGAAUCUAUUCUCUAUGUUACUAUUUUAAUGACAAACUUUCACUUCUGACUUCAAAUCUUUUUUAUUUCUCAUGUUCUUUUAUUUCCUUGUAUUUCAGUUUUAAUUUAACUUUUAUUUUAUUUUUUUUUUUAUGAAGUCAAGAAUAUACUGAAGUACCUGAAAUUUUAUAUUAUAGCACUUCAUUUUCAUUUCUAAGUGCUACCGAUAUUACUUUUUUUUUUAAUUUCUUUAAUGAUUUAUUUUAUAACUAUAUUUUCUAUACUAUUGCUAUUUUUAGCUGUUUUAUGUUCCUUUAUGAUCUCUAUUUUUUCUUCUUUUCUAAUCUGUUCUUGUUCUGUUGUUCUUUCUGUUAUUACUUUAUUUCCAUUUUCUCAAUCUUAUUUUCUAUUCAUGUUCUUUUAUCUUAUAUUAUGAUCUAUUAUGUUUGUGAUUUAUUUUAUUGUUAUUCUAUAUCUGUUAUUUAAUUUUUUUCAAUUCUAUUUUUUCUUUCAUAAGUUAUUUUAUAUUUUUUCUAUCGAAUUUAAAUACUACUUUCUACCUCUGUGUAUUAUCCUAUUUCUUAUGUGUGUGUUUUCUUUUUCUGAACUUGUUUCUAUCUGUUAUCACUAUAUUUUAUCAUACUUUUUCUUUCUGUAUUUAAAAAUUCUUUUCACUAUUUUCUGUAAAUAUUAGUCCCAUUCUUUUUUUAUUACUUUUUUAUUAGUUUUUCUCAUUGAACUUUCUUUUCUCUUCAUCUAUAUCUACUAUUUGAAAAACUAUUUACUUUAAUUCUUUUCUUUCUUUGACUUCUUUGACUUUAUUUCUUCUUUUCAAUAUACUUUUUUCUCCAUUAUAAAUUUGAUCUAUAUUUAUUUUUUCUUCAUUUUCAUUUCUUUUUCAUCUUUCCAAUUUUGUUAAUACUUAUCUAAAUUUUCUUUUAUUAUCUGCUACUAUUCUAUAUCUCCAUUCUAUUCUAAAUUUUUGUUUCUAUUUCUUUUCUAUUUUCUUAUUUUUAAAUUUUCCUUUUUCAUUUACUUUUUUCAAAUACUUUUUUUUCUUUCUUCGUUUAUAGAAAAGUAUUUCAAAUUUUGCUAUUUCAUUCUUUUCUUCUUUCUAUAUCCAUUCUAUAUCUACUAUAUGCAAACUAUUUAUUCUUUUCUUAGUUCUUCUUUCUAUUUCGUAUUUCAAUAAAAUUCUUUUCCAAAUUUCUACUUUAAUUUCUAUUUUUUUUCUCAUCUCUUCAUUCUCUCCUUUUCUAUCUAGUUUUGUCUACAUUUCUAUUUUACUUGUCGAUAAAACCAUCUUGAAUUCAAUCCUCCAUUGAAAGAACAAUCUAAAUAUUCAAGGAAAAAGACACGCCAUUAAAAACCGGAAGUGCACAUGUUGCGUCACUUUCGAUCAGGAAACCGCGUUUCCUCUUAUAUUCUCUCACUUCUAGUCUAGUCUUCCCACCUAUCGUUACCUGGAUCUAUUCUACGAAAACUAUAAACAACGAGAACAAUGCGUAAUUCUUCUCAUGCUGUGAUUCUCAAGUGCUAUAGUUGUUUAAAUCUAAAUAUGUACACGAGACUGUAAUUAUUAACGUAUUUCCAUUCUGUAUAUCUUGCGAAUUAAUACAAAAUUUCUUUUCUUUUUCAGGAUACAAACUUAACUUUAAUCUCUCGUUGUAAGUUAACAGUUGCUUGAUUGUUUCUUUUUUUUUUUUCCUUCAUUCUAUUUGCUAUUUCUUCGAAGAGAAAGAUGUACGUAUUUUUUUUACAAAUUUAUUAAUUUUUUUACAAAUUAGAAAAAAAUAAAAAAAAAUCGAACAACUGUUAGCCACUAUACCUUGACUAUCUGUUUACAAUAAACAAUCAGUCUCUAUA
This is a messenger RNA of Apis cerana (Asiatic honeybee), 6485 nucleotides long. RefSeq names its product C1q-like venom protein (gene C1q-VP). Gene Ontology annotation, molecular function: protein binding. NCBI's taxonomy places the organism in Eukaryota, Metazoa, Arthropoda, Insecta, Hymenoptera, Apidae. The record is from RefSeq and is a predicted model, not a curated record.